Aureococcus anophagefferens is the source of this 435-nucleotide messenger RNA. RefSeq names its product selenoprotein (gene Sep15). Gene Ontology annotation, molecular function: oxidoreductase activity. The record is from RefSeq and is a predicted model, not a curated record. Gene Ontology annotation, cellular component: endoplasmic reticulum lumen. The annotation marks the transcript as partial. NCBI's taxonomy places the organism in Eukaryota, Pelagophyceae, Pelagomonadales, Pelagomonadaceae. The transcript has a single exon.
AUGGCCCGAGCCCUCGUCUUCGCUGCGGCGCUCGGCAGCGCGGCGUCGCUCGACUGCCUCGAGGCCGGCUUCACGGCGUCGCUGCGCUGCUCGUCCUGCGCGAAGCUCGAGAGCCUCGUCCCGGAUCCCGAGCUCGCCGCCGACUGCGGCGCCUGCUGCAGCGAGGACCUGAGCGCCUCGGCGAGCUACGCGUCGGCGAUUCUCGAGGUCUGCGAGUGAAAGCUGGGCCACUACCCGGCCAUCGGCGACUUCAUCGAGCGGCGGAGCGAUACCUACGGGUCCCUCGACGUGCGCUACAAGCAGGGCCAGAAGCCGCGGCUGCUGAUGGUCGACGACGACGGCGAGGUCGCGGAGACGGUGCCCAUCGGCGGCUGGAACGAGGACACCGUCGCCGAGUACCUCGACGACAACCUCCGCGGCGCCGUAGCGGAGGCC